This is a messenger RNA of Bicyclus anynana (squinting bush brown), 719 nucleotides long. RefSeq names its product proteasome maturation protein (gene Pomp). Lineage: Eukaryota; Metazoa; Arthropoda; Insecta; Lepidoptera; Nymphalidae. The transcript is spliced from 4 exons. Gene Ontology annotation, biological process: proteasome assembly. Gene Ontology annotation, cellular component: cytoplasm; nucleus. The coding region runs from base 196 to 621 and encodes 141 amino acids. The record is from RefSeq and is a predicted model, not a curated record.
GACAUUAGAAAUUCGCAGACAAAAUUUUACUCUGUACUCAAAAAUCGAAAAUUGUAAAAUCACGAAGCUUUUGCAUUAUUUUUUGUGUUUGCAUUAGUUUUCCGAUUAAUCUGUAUUCGCACAGCAAGUUAAGAGGCGCUUCAAUUUCUAAAUCUGAUAAUAUUCCUUUCAUUUAACAAGUAAACAUCAUACAAAAUGAGCUUUGGUCUACCGUCACUUAAGGUUAAGCCUGAACAUGCUGGCAACAUUCCAAUCCAAGAAGGCCCUUAUGGAGUUUCCAGUCCUCUGGUUGCAGGUUUUGAAGGGGCAAAAAGUAAAUUGGGCAUGUCCCAUCCUUUGCAAGCAUCAGAAAGGAAUUAUCACCUAAAUGAAGAAAAAAUGAACAUGGCCAUGCUACGCAACAUCCAGGGCUGCCAUGCACCUAUGAGACUUUCCAUGGAGAGGAAGUUUGCCAGCAAGGUUGGUCGACUUCCUUUCCUGCCAAGCUCAAAUCUCCAGCAUGAUGUAUUCACGGGCAGAUAUCUGGAUAUUGGUUUUGAAGAUAUACUAAAUACUCCAGAGUUUUGUGAAAUCAGUGGACAACCUCAUGCCGUGGUUGAAAGAUCUUUGGGAGUUCUAUAAAUAAUAAAAUGCUUUGAAUAAAAUUUUAUAAACAUGUGAACUUUUAAUUAUAUAAUUUCUAUAAAUACAUAUUUCAAUAGAAUAAUGCUUAUUGCUGU